Messenger RNA from Coprinopsis cinerea okayama7#130, 2005 nucleotides. Its product is annotated as leukotriene-A4 hydrolase. Gene Ontology annotation, cellular component: cytosol. Lineage: Eukaryota; Fungi; Basidiomycota; Agaricomycetes; Agaricales; Psathyrellaceae. Gene Ontology annotation, biological process: proteolysis. Bases 80 to 2005 code for a protein of 641 amino acids. The record is from RefSeq and is a predicted model, not a curated record. The transcript is spliced from 10 exons. Gene Ontology annotation, molecular function: metallopeptidase activity; aminopeptidase activity; zinc ion binding.
UAACUCAGUCUUCCACUUACCCCUCUGUCGCAAAGUACAUUGAAACCACGAAACGCAGAUCUGACCCUACUGACGAGAAAUGCAACUCGACCCAACGACCCAAUCCAAUUACUUUGAAAUCGAGACGUCUCACGUCUCCUUUGACUGGGAGAUCGACUUUGAUGCGAAGAUCAUUAAAGGUUCUGCGGGGUACAAGCUCAAAGUGAAGACUGAUGAUGUGAAGGAGGUUAUAUUCGAUACGUUGGAUUUGGAUGUGCAGGAGACGAAGGUUAGGGGCGAGAAUGCGGAGUUCGAGUUGAAGGGGAAACAUCCUGUUAUGGGUUCGGCGCUUCAUAUCUCACUGCCCAGUGGAUUGAAGAAGGGGGAUGAAAUCGAGGCUUGGGUCAAGUAUCAGACCAGCCCCGAGGCGACUGCGUUGCAGUGGUUAGGCAAAGAGCAGACUCAGGGCAAGCACUUCCCGUUCUUGUUCAGUCAGUGCCAGCCCUCGUAUGCCCGGACCAUGGCUCCUGUGCAGGACACGCCUUCUGAUAAGAUCACCUAUGAUGCGAAGGUAACUUCCAUCCUCCCAGCGUUGAUGUCUGCCAUCCGUGUUUCGCCACCUGCGGAUGGGCCAGUACACGACGGGAAGGUUGUGGGCAAGGAUAGUGUUACUUAUGUCUACCGUCAGCCCGUCCCCAUCCCGCCCUACCUCCUCGCCCUUGCUUCAGGCAACCUUGUGUACCGUCCUUUCGCGCCCUUCCCCAACAAGCAAUGGACUACUGGCAUCUUCGCUGAGCCCGAGACGAUCGAGAAGGCUUACUGGGAAUUCAGCGAGGAUACUGCUAGGUUCUUGGCAGAGGAAGAAAAGGUAGUUGGAGAUUAUAGGUUUGGGGUGUACGAUCUGUUGGUGCUGCCGCCUGCGUUCCCGUAUGGUGGGAUGGAGAACGCUUGUUUGACGUUCUUGACACCUACGCUGUUGACUGGCGAUCGGGCCCUCGUCGACGUCGUCGUCCACGAGCUCACCCAUUCGUGGUUUGGGAACGGUAUCACCCAUGCUCAUGCCUCGCACUUCUGGUUGAACGAGGGGUGGACGACGUAUAUGGAGCGUCUCUUGCAGCACUUCAUCCAUGGGCCUAAGCAUCGCGACUUCCAGUACAUCAUUGGCUACAAGGCAUUGAAGGACUCGUUGGAGGGCUAUAAGGAUACGCCGAGGUAUCAGAGACUGGUUAUCGACUUCGAAGUUGGAGAGGAUACGGAUGAGGCGUACAGUAGCAUUCCGUAUGAGAAGGGGGCGAACUUUAUUCUGCAUCUCGAGAGGACUCUGGGCGGAUUGGACGUGUUUUUGCCAUAUAUUCGGGAUUAUGUCGAUACGUUCAUUGGGAAGAGCAUCACGACCCAACAGUGGAAGGACCACCUGUAUGGAUAUUAUCAGAAGCAUAAUCCGGAGAAAGUCAAGGCCCUGGACACUGUUAACUGGGAUGCCUGGUUGUACGGCGAGGGCACGGAGCUGCCAGUCAAGAUGGAGUAUGACACCGAGUUGGCCAAGGCAGCUUAUGACCUUGCUUCUCGAUGGGAUGGAGCUCGCAAUGUCGAUCCAUCGCGUCUCAACUUUAAGGAAGACGACCUGAAAGGAUUCGACACCAACCAGCAAAUUGCAUUCCUCGAGAAAUUGCAAGAUUACCCUCCCCUCCCCGGAACUCUCAUCGCCCUCCUAGGCUCAACGUACCAAUUUGCGACAACUGGGAACGCUGAGACUCGCUGCCGAUUCUACGGCGUUGCGUUGAAGGAUCCUCAAGCCCCGGAUAGCAAGACGUGGGCUGCUGAUGCGGCUAAGUGGGUGGUAGGAGCUGAUGGAUCUGGUGUGGUAAAGGGCAGGAUGAAGUUCUGCAGGCCGACUUUCCGUGCUAUUGCGAAGGCGGAUAAGCCGUUGGCGGAGAAGACGUUCAAAGAGAACAGGCUCUCGUUCCACCCUAUUGCUGCCAAGUUGAUUGAGAAGGUAUGGCGGCUCGAUUUGUUUCCCUGGUAG